This is a messenger RNA of Hypanus sabinus (Atlantic stingray), 6460 nucleotides long. Its product is annotated as DENN domain-containing protein 3-like. Gene Ontology annotation, molecular function: protein binding. Gene Ontology annotation, biological process: regulation of Rab protein signal transduction. Gene Ontology annotation, cellular component: cytoplasmic vesicle. The transcript has 24 exons. The record is from RefSeq and is a predicted model, not a curated record. NCBI's taxonomy places the organism in Eukaryota, Metazoa, Chordata, Chondrichthyes, Myliobatiformes, Dasyatidae. The coding region runs from base 74 to 3937 and encodes 1287 amino acids.
UGGUGGGGGUGAGCGGGUGCAGCAGGAACUGGCCUUUGAGCUUCCGCGGUUCGGUCGUGACAGGGGCCCGGGGAUGAACCAUGAGAGUGUGUCGGAUGUCUGCUACUCUGCAGCUACGGCACAGACCUUCCGGAGGAUGACAGAGGCGAGUGAGCUGGUGGCGAGAAAUACUGGUGUCCGGCUGCACAGCCACCGACUGCUGGAUAUGUGCCUUGUGGUUGGGCUGCGGCCACAGGGUCUCCGACAGAUGGUGCAGGAUAUACAACACAAUGGUUCUGAAGCCUCUGAUGCCUCUCCUGAGGUGUUGUCCAUUCACACACCACCAUUCAUCAGCACUCAGUCCAGUCCCGAGACCUGUGGGACCAAUACAGAGGCUAACACUGGGCCAGGUCUCCCAUCGGGCCAACUUCCUGGCAGCAUGGAACUCCCUAAGGAGCACCUCAGAAUUCCAAGGGGAAUCGACCUGUGUGGGCUACCAGAGCUCUGUUUCCCAGAUGGAUUUCAUCUGGACACUGAAGGAAGAGAUGACUCCUUUCACUUCCUGGUACUGACGGAUAUUCUGGGUGACCGACAACAUGGUGUGGUGCUUCAGGUGCAUCGAGAGAUCAAGGAGAGCGAUCUGCAUCCUGCAGAAACCCCGGGCUCAGAGCCAGCGGCAGAAGCUGUCUGUCUGCAGGUCCCCUACGCCAUCUGUGUGAUUACCAAAUUCCCGUAUUACACUGCGCUCAAGGACUGCCUCUCCUGCUUACUGUCUGAGCUCACCGCCUGCAGCGAGGCACAGUUUCAGAAAAAGGUGAAGGAGUUUGCUGCCCAGCUGGCUCUGGUUCCCUGCCCCCCACCCGGACCUCUGCAGCUGAGUUUUGAACUGGGGCCCUUGAACAUCGUGCUUCCACCUCCCGAGGAUGUGGGCAGUCCGGUCAUCGACAUCAGUUUGCACCUCCCAUUCCUCUGCUUCACACCCGAGACCAUCCUGCAGAUCCUGACCAACAUCCUGAUGGAGCGGCGCAUGGUGUUCCUGUCCAGCCACAGGCCGCUGCUGACUCUGGUCACCGAGUGCUUUGUCUAUUUCCUGCACCCCCUGCAGUGGCGACACACCUACAUCCCAGUGCUGGGCAGCCAGAUGCUUGACUUGCUCAUGGCUCCCACGGUCUUCCUGAUGGGCUGCCACUCCCGCCACAUGGACAUCGUCAGAGAGGUGGAGGAGCUGGUUGUGGUGGACAUUGACAAUGGCAGGAUACUGACCACCCAGUGCAAGGAGGUGGAAACACCCCCACUACCCACCGCCAUCGUAGACCAGUUCCUCACCAGCGCCCGAGAACUCCCAGUGAAGACGGAACUCGCACUGUCGCACCUGGCUUCCUGCACCAGCCUGGCAUCCGCCCGAGAGAGGGAGCAUCUCCGCCGAUUCCGGCUCAACCAGACGAUCCUCCACAUCUUCCUGCAGCUCAUCGGGAGCCUGCUGAGGGACGUCCCGAAACACCUGAACAUCAAGCAUCGUGUGUUUAUCAAGAAGGAGUUCCUGGACACAAGGGAGCAAGCUGCCCAACCCUUCUACAUCAGUCUUCUGAAGACUGACCUCUUCCACUGCUUCCUGAAGGCCCGGCUGAACCAGAAGAUGGAUACUUUCAGCCGGUGGGAGUUGUCGACACGUUCCCAGAUAGCCAGGGUAAGCUCAAGGGCAGCGACAGUGCCUCGUUCAUCAAAUACCCUCAGCUCCAACUCCCUGAGGAAAAGCAGAGACAAGACUUGGAGCACGAGUUUGCAAAACUCAAACUCGGCUGAACCGCUGACACUAAUCAGCCCCAACAAACCCAACCGGACUGCAGGAGGAAAAGCCAAGGAGAAGCUGUCACUCCAGAGUCUUCAGCUGCCUCCCUUCCCCAGUGACCCACUGGAAUCCCUCAGUGUCUCACAUUACUACACCACGCUGGUUGUCCAGAUAUCCAGAUACAUGGAGCAGACAGCCAGCGAGGACACGGAGACGCUGGCUGUCUGCCUGUACCUGAGGGGCAUCAUCCGGCUGGCCCAGGGGCAGUGCCUCCAGGCCCUGUUGGACCUCCAGAACCUGGAGAAGAUCGACAUGAAUGCCUUCCCACUGGAGCUGGUAAAACAAACACUGGAGCAGAUGAGUGCGAAGGAGCUGCGUGGCGUUAUGGAGACUGAGGAACUACAGGGUCUGCUUCACGAUAUCAUGGAGAAACACUGGGACCGGGCGCAGCCCGAGCAGAGCGUCAAGGACUUUGAGCUGCCUCGUGUCCCUCUCAACGAGCAGGACUUCGCUGUCCACAUCCAGGCCGCUGGCCUUGUCAGCAACCCCAGCACCAUCAACACUCUCUUCAACAUCCUUUCCGAUGGGCAACCGAAAGUGGUGAAUCCGAAGGUGUUCAAUGAGCUGUACUCGCACUGGAAGAAGAUGAAGUCAGAGGUGGACAGUGUUGUGCUGGAUCCUGAGGUAGACAUGAAGCUUCUGGAGAGUGAGCAGGUGUCUCUGGUGUCCACCCUGGUGAAGACCAACUGUGGGCAGGGUCGCCUGGUACUGAGUCAGAAACGGCUCGGCCUUCUGAUGGACGCAGACCCCCAUUUCAAGGAGAUUGCACGAUUACGGGAUAUUGAGGAGGUGGAGCCAGUUCUGUCCACGUCUGGCAUCCCGCGCAAGAUGACCAGCCUGAGGAUCAAAGUCCGGGGCAGGAAGGAGCCGUUUGUGCCAAACCUGAAGGCAGAGUGCGACGUCUGGAAGGUUCUAAUCCGUGAGCUGCGCGCUGGCAAGGAGCUGGCUGAGCGGCACAAGGACCCUCAAUAUGACCAGCAAGCCCUCAGUAACAUCCAGCUGAUCCAUGCUAUGUCCAAGUGUGACUUCCACACGCGAACCAGCCACGCAUUCCACACGCGAACCAGCCACGCUAUCCACAUGUUGGCCCAGCUUGACCGCACCGUUUCCGAGGUGUCGCCCAACAUCCCAAAGGUGACCACGGACGCCCUGAAGCACACCCUACACCUCUCGGACUCCACACCUUCUCCCUGUUCUGUUAUUGUCUUGCUCUACCUGCCUGGGAGCCUGGAUCCGUGCGAGAGUGUGGACACCCCCCCGGCACUGUGGUGUGCUCUGUCUGACGGAAGGCUCCUCAUCUACAAUGCUGCCUCCUGGCUCCUGGAACAGCCCCCCAUCCAGGUCGGACGGUCCAGGCUGAACUGUAUGAUCGGGGUUGGCCGGGAGCAGGUGUGGAUCGGCUCCGAGGAUUCCUUCAUCUACAUCGUCAGCACCCGACACCUCACCUGUCACCGACGUCUGAUUGCGCAUCGCAACCAGGUGACUGGGAUGUGGCAAGAGAUACUGCCCGGUGGCGAGGGGGGCGCCAGCCAGGUGUACUCAUGCAGUCUGGAUGGGACCAUUGUUCUGUGGGACCCGGCCUCCAUGGAGAUGAAGAGUCAGUUCCAGCUGGAGCAGUGUUGGCAGCUGACCUCUAUUGCCCUGCACCGCAACCACAUCUGGUGCUGUGUGGAGAACAGUCUGGUGAUUGUGGCUCGGGAUGGGAACCAGCUGCAGAAAGUUACUCGAACAUUGGCUCCCCAAGGAGGCUCUAUUCUGCUGACUUACUUCCUCAUUCUUCCUCAGGGGGAGGUGUGGAUGUUGUGUCGGGAGAGGUGCAGCCUGUACGUGUAUUGCACCGACAGCCUGAAUGAUCUGGUCGAAGAGAUCCCCCUCCCGGCUGGCGUACACCUCAGCUGCAUGAUCCACGUCAAGAAGCAGGUGUGGGUUGGUGGGGGAACGGCAGACGGCAGCCGGGGCCGGAUUUACAUCAUCAACACGGAGACCCACUUGCUACAGAAGGAGCUGGAGGCAGCCUGCGGCCCAGUCAGAGCGCUGUGUCCAGCCGAGGACCGCUAUAUGCUUAGCGCCACUGAGGACAGCAAGGUCAUCAUCUGGAAGGUGGACUGAAGAUGCGGAUGCUAAAGCCUACAGAGCCUUCACCCCUGCGGACAGCCCCAUUCAUUGACUCUGGGCCCAAGCCGUCCAUUGUGUCGACCACCACCCUUUUAAGGUGGGAUCACGGAAGGAACACACCUCCUAUCACCCUCCUCUGUCCCACAGCGACUAUCCUGGUCAGCAUCAAUCUCAAGCCCUCUAACUCUGGUCAGCCUUAAUUCUCAUAUUCUCUAAUCCUGAUCAGUCUCAAAUCUCAAACCCUCUAAUCCUGGUCAAUCUCAAAUCUCAAACCCUCUAAUCCUGGUCAAUCUCAAAUCUCAAACCCUCUAAUCCUGGUCAGCCUCAAAUCUCAAACUCUCUAACUCUGGUCAGCCUCAAAUCUCAUACUCUCUAAUCCUGGUCAGCCUCAAAUCUGAAACCCUCUAAUCCUGGUCAAUCUCAAAUCUCAAACCCUCUAAUCCUGGUCAAUCUCAAAUCUCAAACCCUCUAAUCCUGAUCAGCCUCAAAUCUCAAACCCUCUAAUCCUGGUCAAUCUCAAAUCUCAAACCCUCUAAUCCUGGUCAGCCUCAAAUCUCAAACCCUGUAAUACUGGUCAGUCUCAAAUCUCAAACCCUCUAAUCCUGGUCAAUCUCAAAUCUCAAACCUUCUAAUCCUGGUCAGCCUCAAAUCUGAAACCCUCUAAUCCUGGUCAAUCUCAAAUCUCAAACCUUCUAAUCCUGGUCAGCCUCAAAUCUGAAACCCUCUAAUCCUGGUCAAUCUCAAAUCUCAAACCCUCUAAUACUGGUCAGCCUCAAAUCUCAAACCCUCUAAUCCUGAUCAGUCUCAAAUCUCAAACCCUCUGAUCCUGGUCAAUCUCAAAUCUCAAACCCUCUAAUCCUGGUCAAUCUCAAAUCUCAAACCCUCUAAUCCUGGUCAAUCUCAAAUCUCAAACCCUCUAAUACUGGUCAGUCUCAAAUCUCAAACCCUCUAAUCCUGGUCAGCCUCAAAUCUCAAACCCUCUAAUCCUGGUCAGCCUCAAUUCUCAUACUCUCUAAUCCUGGUUAGUCUCAAAUCUCAAACUCUCUAAUCCUGGUCAAUCUCAAAUCUCAAACUCUCUAAUCCUGAUCAGCCUCAAAUCUCAAACCCUCUAAUCCUGAUCAGCCUCAAAUCUCAAACCCUCUAAUCCUGGUCAGUCUCAAAUCUCAAACCCUCUAACUCUGAUCAGCCUCAAUUCUCAUACUCUCUAAUCCUGGUCAGUCUCAAAUCUCAAACCCUGUAAUCCUGGUCAAUCUCAAAUCUCAAACCCUCUAAUACUGGUCAGCCUCAAAUCUGAAACCCUCUAAUCCUGGUCAAUCUCAAAUCUCAAACCCUCUAAUACUGGUCAAUCUCAAAUCUCAAACCCUCUAAUCCUGGUCAGCCUCAAAUCUCAAACUCUCUAAUCCUGGUCAAUCUCAAAUCUCAAACCCUCUAAUACUGGUCAGCCUCAAAUCUCAAACUCUCUAACUCUGGUCAGUCUCAAAUCUCAAACCCUCUAAUACUGGUCAGUCUCAAAUCUCAAACUCUCUAACUCUGGUCAGUCUCAAAUCUCAAACCCUCUAAUACUGGUCAGUCUCAAAUCUCAAACUCUCUAAUCCUGGUCAAUCUCAAAUCUCAAACCUUCUAAUCCUGGUCAAUCUCAAAUCUCAAACCCUCUAAUGCUGGUCAAUCUCAAAUGUGAAACCCUCUAAUCCUGGUCAAUCUCAAAUCUCAAACCCUCUAAUCCUGGUCAAUCUCAAAUCUGAAACCCUCUAAUACUGGUCAAUCUCAAAUCUCAAACCCUCUAAUCCUGGUCAGCCUCAAAUCUCAAACCCUCUAAUCCUAGUCAAUCUCAAAUCUCAAACCCUCUAAUCCUGGUCAGCCUCAAAUCUCAAACCCUCUAAUCCUGGUCAAUCUCAAAUCUCAAACCCUCUAAUCCUGAUCAGUCUCAAAUCUCAAACCCUCUAAUCCUGAUCAGCCUCAAAUCUCAAACCCUCUAAUCCUGGUCAAUCUCAAAUCUCAAACCCUCUAAUCCUGGUCAGCCUCAAAUCUCAAACCCUCUAAUCCUGAUCAGUCUCAAAUCUCAAACCCUCUAAUCCUGGUCAAUCUCAAAUCUCAAACCUUCUAAUCCUGAUCAGCCUCAAAUCUCAAACCCUCUAAUCCUGAUCAGCCUCCAAUCUCAAACCCUCUAAUCCUGGUCAGCCUCAAAUCUCAAACUCUCUAACUCUGGUCAAUCUCAAAUCUCAAACCCUCUAAUACUGGUCAGCCUCAAAUCUCAAACCCUCUAAUCCUGAUCAGUCUCAAAUCUCAAACCCUCUAAUCCUGAUCAGCCUCAAAUCUCAAACCCUCUAAUCCUGAUCAGCCUCAAAUCUCAAACCCUCUAAUCCUGGUCAAUCUCAAAUCUCAAACCUUCUAAUCCUGAUCAGCCUCAAAUCUCAAACCCUCUAAUCCUGGUCAAUCUCAAAUCUCAAACCCUCUAAUCCUGGUCAAUCUCAAAUCUCAAACCCUCUAAUCCUGGUCAGCCUCAAAUCUCAAACCCUC